UUCUAGUGUCUUCUUCCCCUCAGAAUAUUUCCAAUUCACUCUCUAAAUUAAGCCUAUUAUGUCAAUGGCUAAAGUUUACAAUAACAAAUCAAACCUAAGUACAACUUCUUCUUCUUCUUCUUCUAUUAAUUCCUCUAACUGUUAUGUGAGCCCAAGUAGAGAAAUAUUCACUUUGUGGAUGAAAUCUCUAGUCUACCAUGGAAAUGGAUGCACUGUUUAUGACUCAAAAGGCCAAAUUGUUUAUCGAAUUGACAACUACAACAUAAAACGUAGCAAAGAAGUCCAUCUCAUGGAUUCCAAUGGCAGAGUGCUCUUUUCUAUUCGAAAUAGGAAAGUUCCAGUUUUUGGCCAUUGGGAGGGCUAUAAAUGGAGUUAUGAUGGAGUGACUAGUAAGGAGAUACCGUGGUUUCAAGUGAAGAAAAUUCACAAUGUCCGUAGGGGAGAUAAUAUGGACUACUAUAAUGUUAUAUUGGGAUGUAAUUCUGAAUCAAGUUGUUAUAACAUUAUCCUCGGCACAACAUCAAUUAAGAUUGUGAACCAACAUGGCAGACUUGUUGCAGAGGUCACUACUACUUCAACUGGGGAGCCCGUUGCUGCACCACACCCCCGGGAAACUAAUAUGGUUGCAGAUCUACUGGCGGAAUACAGAAGGAAGUCUAUGGGACCUUAUAUGGAAAGAAACACUCCUUAUGUUUUUGAAGCAUCUCCUUCUUUUGUAACUACUACUCUAGAUAGAGAUGCUUGUGGAACUAUUUGAUACAAAUCAGUUCCUUUAUGUAUGUCUACGGACGAACCUUAAUAUAUAAAUAAAAUCCUUUCGU
Molecule: messenger RNA, 821 nt
Organism: Lycium barbarum (goji berry)
Lineage: Eukaryota; Viridiplantae; Streptophyta; Magnoliopsida; Solanales; Solanaceae
Product: protein LURP-one-related 11-like
Exons: 3
Coding region: 59-757 (232 amino acids)
Source: RefSeq, a predicted model, not a curated record